Messenger RNA from Lingula anatina, 2711 nucleotides. RefSeq lists its product as uncharacterized. Lineage: Eukaryota; Metazoa; Brachiopoda; Lingulata; Lingulida; Lingulidae. The record is from RefSeq and is a predicted model, not a curated record.
GGGAAAACCGUCACGACAUUAUGGCUGCGGGUGACUUGCCCUUUCAACUGACAUCAUUCUUAACCUCUGUCCACUACACUGACUCCUUGACCAAUGGCCAAUCAGAGUUCAGAUCAUAAACAGUAUGAUUAACCCAUCAACAUGUGGCUAUUUAAAUAAGAAGGGGAUUGCUGGUUUGUUCUUUAAACACCAUUCACUGUUGAGAUUCACAGAAGUUGCAGACAAAUCUCAAUGAAGAUGGAUUUAUUGCAGUAUCAUUUCAUUGCUGCCAUUACCAUUAUUACAUCAAAUGGAGCAGUUCUGCCAGUUACAGAGAGGAAACACAAAGUAACCCUGGGCUUUAAAUCUCUCCAAAAGUCUAAACCAGAGAGCAUGUAUGGACUUCCUAAAAUUGUGGUGCCUGAGCUUGAAAAAACCCUUGCUACAAAAUCCCAGAGCAACAUGUCAAGUAUAAAGGAAGAUACCAUUCUCCAAGGCGAAUUUCCUGGACAGUUUUUCACCCCUAAAGAAAUCAGGGCUAUGAAUAAUGUGUUGAAUAAAGCUAACCUGAUUCAAAGUAACAGGAAGAAAAGAACAUUGGACUCAGACAUUUGUUGUAGAACAAAUCUGUGGUUUGGCUCUGCACCUGAAAGUAUGAAGGAUUGGAAGGGAGAGGGCCCAUACACCUUUCUCAAGGGAGCACAGACCUUUCAAGCCUAUGCCAGAGGAGACUGUGGGGCAGAGAAUCCGCAACCACCCUGCCCCGAAGGAGGAACAUGUCGACAGAAACAGCGCCUACACUUGCUCUGGGUGGAAAGCAAAACUGAGCCUGGUAAAGCUGAGCUGAAGUACUUCUACAUCAACAACCACUGUGCAUAUGAAAGUCUAACAUACACGGCCUCCAUAGGACAAAAGCCUGACAUCCGGCUACCUGUGGCUCAAGCACUGACCAGUGGUGACUCUGCAGGUCUUGACACUUUGCGGACACUGUAUCCAAGUUACCCUGGUCUGCCUUGACUUAUGUGAGAGAACCUAAAAAGCCAUUUUGUCUCAAGUUGGUAUCUCCUUAAGUACUACUACUAGCCAGUUCAUCUUUUGGGCUGCACCUUGUUAGAUUUUGUAGAUAUCCAAAGAUACAUGUAGGCUGCGUUUCUAAAGUGAAGACAAUUCAAUGUUGAAAAAAAUUGGAUGUCUCAAAACUCUAACCAUACAAAGCAGAAAGUAUAAUGUACAGCAGGUUUUAUUUCAAGUUUAGGAAAACAGUUUUAGUCCCAAAUUAUUUAAAUUUUGUUACCCUUACCCUCUUCACAAAAAAGUUGCAUUAUCCAAAAAAGAAAAAAACACAUUAAUUACUUUGUACGCAACUUGUUAAGUAGCCAAUGAAUAACACUUACCAAGAAAUGUACAUGGAAUGUAUUGGCGAGGGGUAUAAAUUCUUUCUUGAAAGCUUAUCAGUGCUAGGGAAGAAGGGUUUAGGAAACGGAUUUCAUCUAAGUAUGGUUAGAUGCAUCUCCUUCUCAUCUAGACUCACUAACAUUUCAAAAAUUUAGCUAUGUAGUACUCAUUCAUUCAAGUAAUUACACUAGCAUUAUCUUUUCUGGUCAUUAAGAACAGCACUGUAUAAGACUGUAAACACUUCCGUGUUCUGGAUGUUGACUGCAGUGUCCACAGUCUAAAAACCUUGGCUGCACUCCAUCCACUUCUUUGCCCAAAGCUAAGUUUCUUGCAGGUGGCAGUUAUGACGCUAUGAGAAAUUGACAAUCAUGCCAAGACUCACUCCAGUAAAAUUUUCUUUAGCCAAAAAGAUGUACCUUACCUCAGCCAAAUCAAAUAAUUUUGUUCAUAUCAAUGACAGAUGGACUUUAAAACAUAAAUAAAAGAAUUGUUACAUUCUUCAUCAAAAUCAAUAGUGCCUAGCUAACCCCCUGGUAAUAUCCCAUUUAUUUAUUUCAACACAAGCCCAGAGCUGUGACCACAAUGACCUAUAUACAGUGUCAACUUGACUUUAAUCAAUAUAACAAUGCUCUUUAAAAACUUUUUAAUGCAUAAUGAACUACCUCAGUCUGCCUUAAGGUAGCUAGCCCAGCCAAUAUAUAUCCUGGCAAAUCAUCUACAUACAAUAAGAUGUGAAUCCAGGGGUUUGCUUAUUGUUUUAUUGUCAUUAGCUUUUUCAUAGCAAAUGAUGUAGUUGACCUACAUACAAAAACCCAUGAAACCUGGGCUUCAUUACAAGGGCUACUAGAAAGGAAAACAGUGUAUUAUCAACUUGAAAAAAAAAUGUCACCUUUGGUCAAAAGGUGAUUUAAUCUGGUGUGAGCAAGCAGGCAAAUAGUAAAACAAGAAUAAGUAUGGGUUUUGCAGGCCAGAGUUUAAAGACCUUUGCCUGACUGGCAUAAAUCUUAGGCUAUGUUAGGCUAUGUUAGGGUAAGUAAACGUCAUCUUUAUAUGGGCUUGCCCAAAGCAGUAAAGACAUUUUUUGUACAUGCACAUUAUCUGAAAUUAUAGUAACCAAAGUGCCUUGUUUACCUUUGGUAUUAAAGUAGAUAUGAUGAUGAACCUCCAAUAAAUUGACAUAAGUUUCUAGUACAGGUUUACAAAAUGUAGGGAAAACUAACAUAAUUAUUGUUUUUUUUUCUUAAGACAUCUGUUAUGCAACCCCAUCUUGUUAAUAUAUUGAGUAACCAGCAAUCCCUGUAAGAUUGCACAGAAUAAAGCAUAUAUGAGCUCUUUAA